GGCAGCCCGGCGGGGGAAAGGGCGAGGCGCAGCGCAGUCUCCCGCAGCCAUUCCGCGCCCUGCUGCCUACCGAGCGACGGGGACGGAGUCUGCAGCAGUCGAGGAGUUGGACUGAGUUCAUGUUCAGAAGUGCUUUACACAUGAAAUCUACUGGCUCUCUAGCUGAUUCUGCCCUGUCACCAUCUCAACAGAAUUGGAUUUACAGUCAUGGAGGAACAUCAGCAACACUUACACUGUGUGAACUGUGUCAGCCGUCGUUGUAUGACCAGACCAGAGCCUGGCGUUUCCUGUGAUCUGAUUGGCUGCCCGUUGGUUUGUGGAGCAGUUUUUCACUCAUGUAAAGCUGAGGAACAUCGCAUGUUAUGUCCACUUGAAAGAGUGCCUUGUUUGAACAGUGGCUUUGGAUGUCCCUUCAUAGUAGCCCGAAAUAAAAUUGCUGAUCAUCUAGAAGUUUGUCCUGCAAGUGUGGUAUGUUGUACCAUGGAGUGGAAUAGAUGGCCAGUCAGUUACGCAGACCGAAAAUCUUAUGAAAAUCUGAGUAAAGAUGUUGAUGAAGUGGAGCAACUAGAUAUGGCUUUAGCCCUUCAAGACCAGCGCAUGUUAUUAGAAUCACUUAAAGUAGCAACUAUGAUGUCAAAAGCAGGUGAUCAAAUACCAGAAUCCAGAGAGCAAACCUCUGUCAGAUCAAGUGCCCCAGAUACAGUGCAUUCAAAUGGUUUGAUGCCUGUAGAUGAAGAGUCUUAUGGUGCUCUUUAUCAAGCUACUGUAGAAACAACGAGGAGUUUAGCUGCUGCUCUGGAUAUCCUGAACACUGCUACAAGGGACAUUAAUAUGUUAAGUUCAAGCCUCUGCAGUUCACCACAGGAAAUGAAAGAAGAUACUGAGAUUAAAGAACAAGCUUCUAAUGGCAUUAUUCAGGAUAAAAAGUCUGACCAUGAAUAUCCAGAUGAAGAUGACAUAGGAGCAGUUGGGGGGAUAAAAUUUGACGGCUUGAGUCAAAAUUCACAAAUGGAGCAAAAUGGUUCUAGUGAUAUUUGUUAUGAUGUAGUGCAAAAACAUGACUUAAAUCUAAACCUCAGUAACCCCUCACUUUUGUGUAAUGGCUUUCAUGUAGAAAAUGAAUGUUCAAAGGUGUUGGACCAGAAUGAAGACCUUGGAGUAUCUAAUUCAAAACCAUCCAGUGUAGCAAAUGGUGAAUGUACUGCUUCUCGUGAUGAUGAAGCGUUACAGUCUUGCAGCUCCUUCCCUGUAACAGCACAACUUAAAGAAGUAGUACCAGCUGAUCACUUAGUUAAUGGCAAUGUAAAUCAUGUACUACUUCCCCAUAAUGCUAACGAAGAAGAAAUGUCAGAGAGACAAAUGGAGCAAGAAAGAUUGAGAAAUGUAGAUGCAUUUUCACUUUUACGGCAUCGAUCAUACAACUUCAUUGUUAACAACUAUUGGUCUACAUUAAAAGAAGACAAAGCUGUUGAUACAUCAGAUUUGGAGAUAACAGAAGAUCCUAUGGGUCUUCAAGGGAUUGAUCUAAUCACUGCAGCUCUGUUGUUUUGCCUAGGAGACUCUCCCGGCGGUAGGGGGAUAUCAGAAAGUCGCGCUGUUGAUGUGUAUCACAUUGACUUUGGGACCCAAACAUUUUCUCUCCCAUCUGCUAUACUGGCCACGAAUACAAUGGUGGGGGAAAUAGCUUCAGCUUCUGCAUGUGAUCAUGCCAACCCACAGCUCUCAAAUCCAAGUCCAUUCCAGACCCUUGGACUGGAUUUGGUAUUGGAAUAUGUGGCUAGAUACCAAACAAAACAGCGUUCAAUGUUUACAUUUGUUUGUGGACAGUUGUUUAGGAGGAAUGAAUUCUCGUCGCAUUUUAAGAAUGUGCAUGGUGAUAUUCAUGCUGGCCUUAAUGGCUGGAUGGAGCAGAGGUGUCCUUUGGCAUAUUAUGGGUGUACAUAUUCUCAACGAAGGUUUUGCCCUUCAACACAAGGGGCAAAAAUUAUUCACGACCGCCACUUACGGUCAUUUGGAGUUCAGCCUUGUAUAUCCACAGUAUUAGUAGAACCAGCAAAAAGCUGCUUAAUUGGACUACACAAUGACCAUCUGAGUAGUCUACCUUUUGAGGUUCUGCAGCACAUCGCUAGUUUUCUAGACGGCUUUAGUUUAUGUCAGCUUUCCAGAGUGUCACGUUUAAUGAGAGAUGUGUGUGGAAGCUUGCUUCAAGCACGUGGAAUGGUGAUACUACUAUGGGAGAAGAGGAAGUAUGCAGAUAGAAGUUCUUGGCAGAUAAAAGAAAAGGUUUGGCGCUUCAGUACAGCCUUCUGUACUGUGAAUGAGUGGAAGUUUGCUGACAUCGUAAGCAUGGCUGACCACUUGAAGAAAUGUAGCUAUAAUGCUGUAGAAAGAAGAGAGGAGGCUGUUCCGCUGCCAUGUAUGUGUGUAACAAGAGAACUCACUAAAGAAGGACGUUCACUGCGCUCUGUUUUGAAACCAGUUCUUUAAAUAUUGCAACCACUCCAAUUGCACAUACACUCAAGCACCUGAUAUAACCUCGGUAAUCUUAUGUGACACUUUAUUAAUGUACUAAAGAUACUUUCUAGCUAAAUCUACUCUGUCACUGUGUAUAUAAGGUUUGAAGUGACAUUUAUUUUUUAUAAUACUGUUUAGCUGGAAAGUAAUGAAAGUUGCCUUAAUGUUUGAAAAAUUCGGAACUUGCUGGACAGGGUAGUUUUAUCUAACUUAUAUAAUUUAAGAACAAAAUCCUAAGGUGUGUUUUCUGAUUCACUGGUGCCCAUGUUGCUGUUGACUGAUUCAAAAAUGGCCUCUAAAUGGUAUGCACAUUUAGACAGGAAACACUGAAUUGUACUUUCUGUAUUUGGUCUAUUUUUUUUAACAAAUUAUAAUCCAAAUAUUUGAAAGAUAAGGAAGAAUUCAAAACUUUAUAACAGAUAUCUCAAACAUAGCUUUUAAGCACAUUUUUUCUCAUUACAUCAGUGUUCUAGUGCUCUUCCUAGCUAACAGGUGAUCUAGGAUGAGUUUUUUUUUUUUCCACAGGUUUUUUUUUAGCAGUGAUCUAAGCAAACUCAGAUUUACAGCAGCUCAGUUUUAGUACAACUUCCUUUUGACAUGUCAACAAUGGUUAUUUUUUUUCUGAACUAUUAACAAGUUAUUUCACUUUUGGGAGCAAAACUUUUAGAGCUAAAAACAUGGAAUACUAGUUUUACUCUCGCACCUACAAUGACACCGAUUUAAAAUGUUUUUUCCUUGUCCUGCAUUUGGCUGAGGGUUAAAUUGCUUGAGGAUUCAGAAAUUUGAAGUAUGUGAUGAACAGUUAUGAAUUUAUAAUGCAGCUAAUGAAACGGCUUUACUUGUUCUAUGGUGUUGUGAGAUGUAUUGUCUCCUUUUCUGUUAAUCUGUCUGUAAAAAUGCUGCUUUUUUGAGGAGCAUUUUAAAUUACUGGCAUAUAUAGCAAAUGUAUCAUCUUCAUAAGAUGAGACAUGAUUUGUUAAUUGCAUAAGGCAUAUCAGAAAUAUAUGUUCAACCACAUCUGUUAAACAAACAACUCCAAUUUGCUUCUAGUCUUCCAUAACAAAAGAUCUUACAAAGCGCUUGCGAACAGAGAAGACGUGCUAUGAAAAAUGGCUUGGUAUAGCAAAACUGUAAUAACUUGAACUGACUUUCUAACUUGUUUGUGUUAAUGUUGGUGUCUCUAGCCUGUUGCACUUAGCAACUGUGCCACAAAGCUAAAACAGAAACAGACCAGAGCUUGGAACAAAGAAAUACAGGACGUAUUUCCAUUAUAGGACAAAAUAAGAGAUUAGUAAGGAGGAGAUGUUUACAAAAAUGGCUAAAUUUAUUACUCGUAAUUUCUGUACUGGACACUUGUUUAUGGCUAGCCCGGCUGCAGUUCACAACUUUGGUAUCUGUGCGUUUCCCAUUCUGGGUCCAGUCCAGCUAAACAUUCACUGCCUUUUUCUAUCCAGAGUGCUACAGGUGCCCAGAAAAAAAUCAAAUCUAGUUCUUCAGUGCCAUGAGUUGAAAUUAGAAGAGCUCAAACAGCCUGGACCUUCAGACUACAUGUUCUCGUUCCACAAUUUCUCUUUGUUUAUUUUGUUGGGAGAGAGGAAAGGAGAGUAAAUCCUCUACAGAAGUUAGCAAUAUUUGCAGUAAUUCUUAGCUGUUACUACAUGAACUGUGUCUUAGGUAGGGAUUUUAAACACACACCCUACCCCCACCCCUGUUGUCAGAGUGCGUUGAAAUGCUCAUUACCUACAAAUUCUUCAAUACAAGGCAGGAGGCGGAAUUUCAUGAUUUCUGUUCUUUUAGCUCUAAUGGCUGCUUGCUGCUGCUCUCCAGUGUUUAAAAGUGAUUGUGUGACUGGAAGGAUCCUGAAUGUUGAGGAGUUUAUGCUUGUGUUUGUGGCUAAAUCUACUUUAAAACAUCUGGUUUGGGUUACUGGUAUUUUUUAGUCAGCAAUGUGGUGGUUUUGGUACUUGGCAUUCUUUGCAACUACCCAGAACCCUGGUAAGUAUGGUAGGUAGGCAUGUGUGUCAUGGUCACUUAGGAGAAGAGGAUGUUCAGUUAGAGGAACUGGUGUUGGUAGAAUCUCGCUUGUAGCACAGUGCAGAUCUACAUCUAAAGUAUCAUCAGUUGUUGAUCUAUUAAAACGAAUUUUUUAAGUACUUGGUGUUCUUAAGAAAUAACACUAUUUCUCAAUACAUGCACUUUUGUUUUCAAAUGUAGAUACAGGCUUUUAUGUUAAAUUAGUUUAUUUUUUAUGAGAAUCCAGAGCUAUUAAAAUACCAAUGUUGUAAGCAAAAUCUCUGCCUUGUAAACUGCUCCAAAUGCAGGAAUACAAUAUAGUUAGGAUAACUUUUUUUUACACUGCUAUGCAGUUUGUAAACCAUCUAUGGUAUAUAGUCAGUUUAUGAAAAUGUGGCUUGUUCACAUUUGCCCUUGAAUUUUAAAAAUAUUGUAUACCCUCCCUGGUACAUCUUCCUUACAGCAUAUAUAGACAGCUGUUCCAGUUUUUCUUUUACUUGAUACCACAUUGCUACUUUGUUUAAAAUACUAUGUUUUCAAUCAUUAUGCAAUAUUUUUUUGCAAUGUCUGUUGAAAUCCUAAUAAAACUUUUGGAGUUUC
This is a messenger RNA of Strigops habroptila (Kakapo), 5127 nucleotides long. RefSeq names its product F-box protein 30 (gene FBXO30). Lineage: Eukaryota; Metazoa; Chordata; Aves; Psittaciformes; Psittacidae. The coding region runs from base 208 to 2487 and encodes 759 amino acids. Gene Ontology annotation, molecular function: zinc ion binding; protein binding; ubiquitin protein ligase activity. The record is from RefSeq and is a predicted model, not a curated record. The transcript has 4 exons.